Messenger RNA from Dipodomys spectabilis (banner-tailed kangaroo rat), 927 nucleotides. RefSeq names its product olfactory receptor 6F1. The transcript has a single exon. The record is from RefSeq and is a predicted model, not a curated record. Lineage: Eukaryota; Metazoa; Chordata; Mammalia; Rodentia; Heteromyidae. Gene Ontology annotation, molecular function: G protein-coupled receptor activity; olfactory receptor activity. Bases 1 to 927 code for a protein of 308 amino acids. Gene Ontology annotation, biological process: G protein-coupled receptor signaling pathway. Gene Ontology annotation, cellular component: membrane.
AUGACUACCAAAAAUGAGACUUUACUACAGGAUUUUCUCUUACUGGGUUUCCCGGGGACCCAGGCCCUUCAGCUAUCUCUUUUCAUGCUCUUUCUUGUGAUGUACCUACUCACAAUUGUGGGUAACGUGGCUAUCCUGUUGUUGGUGAGUACCUCCCAGCAGUUACAUACCCCCAUGUACUUCUUUUUGAGCAACCUUUCUUUCCUGGAGAUUUGGUAUACCACAGCUGCAGUCCCCAAAGCCCUAGCCAUUCUGGUGGGGAGAAGCCGGACUAUAUCCUUUGCAAGUUGUCUUUUGCAGAUGUACUUGGUUUUCUCAUUAGGCUGCACAGAAUACUUUCUCCUGGCAGCCAUGGCUUAUGACCGCUAUCUGGCCAUCUGCUUUCCUCUACACUAUGGGGCCAUCAUGAGCAGCCUUCUCUCAGUGCAGCUGGCUCUAGGCUCCUGGGUCUGUGGUUUCUUGGCCAUUGCAGUGCCAACAGCACUCAUCAGCAGCCUAUCCUUCUGUGGCCCUCGUGCUAUCAAUCACUUCUUCUGUGACAUUGCACCUUGGAUAGCCCUGGCCUGCACGAGCACACAGGCAGUGGAGCUGGUGUCUUUUGGGAUUGCUUUUGUGGUCAUCUUGAGUUCCUGUCUUAUCACAUUGGUCUCCUACAUAUAUAUUAUCAACACCAUCCUCAGAAUCCCCUCUGGCAGUGGCCGAAGCAAAGCCUUUUCCACUUGUUCCUCCCAUCUCACUGUGGUGCUCAUCUGGUAUGGGUCCACCAUUUUCCUUCAUGUUCGGACAUCCAUCAAAGAUGCUUUAGAUCUGACCAAAGCUGUCCAUGUCCUCAACACAGUGGUGACUCCAGUGCUAAAUCCCUUCAUCUAUACUCUACGCAACAAGGAAGUCAGAGAAACUCUUCUGAAGAAAUGGAAGAGGAAAUGA